GGAAUGUCGUGAUAGAGGCAGCAAGAAGGGAAGGGACUGCAGCCUGUGAUAAGUCCAUGUAUAUAAGGUGCUGCCACGUAAGGCGUCACCUAACACUGUUACUUCCCACAUUCACCAUGCUGAAGCUUGUACUGAUUGCGUCCGUUGUGUACCUGGCUCAGUCCCAGGACGUCCACCCAUCUCCGCAUGAUCACCCCUCCCAUGCGCCCCACACCCAUCCCUCACCUCCCCCUCACGGGUCCUUCGGCUUCGCCUACGACAAAUUCAGUGGGGAGAUGGUGAUGGUGUCCAGCACACACUGCUACCUGUUGGCACUGUCCGACGCCCAGAAGAUGGACGUUCACGACCCCGCUAAGAUUGAGGCACUUGAGUUUCAACUUGUUGCUCUGGCAUCCGACACAACAAAACAGACGGUCCUGACAGGAACCCACAGUCCAAACCAUUGGGUCUCCGCACAUUGUCAUGACAGGACAUUGGUGCAGGUUACAGCCUAAAGUACCGCAAAAUAUGUUCCCUGAAUGCUGUUUUCUGUAACUCAUCGAUAAGAAGGUCGUCGUGAGCUUCGACCGGUUACAUAGUGCAAUGGUUGCUUUGUUAAAUCUCUCGAAAUGAAUCCCUGCUUCCUGAAAA
Messenger RNA from Haliotis rubra (blacklip abalone), 630 nucleotides. RefSeq lists its product as uncharacterized. The record is from RefSeq and is a predicted model, not a curated record. NCBI's taxonomy places the organism in Eukaryota, Metazoa, Mollusca, Gastropoda, Lepetellida, Haliotidae. The transcript is spliced from 4 exons. Bases 57 to 494 code for a protein of 145 amino acids.